GACGUAGUUUUGACCUCGGGUUCUCUUCGUUCUGAUUGGCUGUGUUCACGCUGCUGCUGAUGUGGUGUUCCGAAGUUAGCAGAGCUGCUCCGCCGAUACACGCUAUUUCUUUGAUAAAAUAUUGACUGUGUUUGGUUAAAAUAAUGCCUUACUAUCAGACUUGGGAGGAGUUCGCCCGCGCGGCAGAGAAGCUGUACCUGACAGACCCCAUGAAGGUCAGAGUUGUUCUGAAGUACAGACACUGCGACGGAAACCUCUGUAUUAAAGUGACCGACAAUGCUGUGUGUUUACAGUACAAGACGGACCAGGCCCAGGACGUGAAGAAGAUUGAGAAACUCCACGGAAAACUGAUGAGACUCAUGGUGUCCAAGGAGACGCACAGUGGUACCAUGGAGACGGACUAAAAUGCUGUAUAAGCACCAGGACUGAGUGCAGUGGACACACUGGUUGUUGAGAGCACAGUACCAUCAGAGUGCGACAUGGAGGCUGAGAGAUGGGCGGGUUAUCUGGCUGCCUAUGCUGAUUUAAUACUGUCAGAGAUGUGAUUAUAUAUACUGUAUAUAUUUUAUUAUCUCAGGAUUUUGUUUUUUUAUGAUUCUUUCUUAGUCAUCAAAAAUCUCAUUAUCCGACUUUUCAGUGUCAGGCAUCUUGAUCACAUCCCUGAUGGUAUUAAUAUAACAUAAGGUCAGUUUAUGCUGCUGGAAUAUUUUUUGGAAAUGUAGAGAUGGAAAAUGAAUGGUGGGGAAUGUUGGACAAAUUGUACAAAACUCAAAUUCUCUGCUGCUGUUCGAGCAGCUUUGGCACCUUUUAAAGGGGCUUGCAUUUUAUUUUCAGUUUUAAAGAGGACGAUAAGGACAGGCAACGAAGAAGAUGCAUGUCUUUUCUAUUUUCAUCUAUAAAGCUCUGUUGGAUUCGGUUUCAGCACAGCGACUGGUUUCAUUCUGUUUGUCCUCAUGGACUUGUGCCACAUGAAUGAAGCAGGACCUUCUGAUUUCCUUACAACGGUGUGGAGAAACCCAUGAUUUCUACGGAGAAACCCCACACGUUUAAAUGCCAUUUAAUAGUCUGAGAAUAAUUAUGUUUCAUGGUCAAUAAAUGUUUAUUUACCCCAGUACA
Larimichthys crocea (large yellow croaker) is the source of this 1116-nucleotide messenger RNA. RefSeq names its product signal recognition particle 9 (gene srp9). Gene Ontology annotation, biological process: SRP-dependent cotranslational protein targeting to membrane; negative regulation of translational elongation. Lineage: Eukaryota; Metazoa; Chordata; Actinopteri; Sciaenidae. The record is from RefSeq and is a predicted model, not a curated record. Bases 144 to 404 code for a protein of 86 amino acids. Gene Ontology annotation, cellular component: signal recognition particle, endoplasmic reticulum targeting. Gene Ontology annotation, molecular function: 7S RNA binding. The transcript has 3 exons.